Messenger RNA from Hypomesus transpacificus, 4152 nucleotides. RefSeq names its product USO1 vesicle transport factor (gene uso1). Bases 196 to 3144 code for a protein of 982 amino acids. Lineage: Eukaryota; Metazoa; Chordata; Actinopteri; Osmeriformes; Osmeridae. The transcript has 27 exons. The record is from RefSeq and is a predicted model, not a curated record. Gene Ontology annotation, molecular function: protein binding. Gene Ontology annotation, cellular component: endoplasmic reticulum; cytoplasm; Golgi stack. Gene Ontology annotation, biological process: transcytosis; endoplasmic reticulum to Golgi vesicle-mediated transport; vesicle fusion with Golgi apparatus.
ACGGGUAAAAAAAACUAUCCUGCGUGAAGUUCCGGGAUUGGUCUAGCUAGCAGGUUCUAGUGUAACAGUGUUAAAAAUCAACACUGUACCGCUUUUAACCUAACCACAUUAAGCCCACAACCAUAAAAAAACACCAAUACGUUUCUGUGAGACGGUUGGAGCUUUGAACAAGACAACAAGAGGACGUCGGGUAAGAUGAAUUUCUUGAGGGGAGUGAUGGGGGGGCAACCCGCCGGGCCCCAACCUACGGGAGCGGAGACGAUCCAGAAGCUGUGUGAUCGCGUGGCGUCGUCCACCCUCCUGGAGGAUCGGCGUGACGCGGUCCGUGCCCUCAAGUCUCUCUCUAAGAAAUAUCGCCUGGAUGUUGGAACCCAGGCCAUGGAACAUCUGGUUCAUAUACUGCAAACAGACAGGUCUGAUUCUGAUAUCCUGGGCUACGCUCUGGACACUCUCUACAACAUCAUCUGCAACGACGAAGAGGAAGAACAAGAUGAAUCCGAAGAUGCCGCUGCCCCUGUCCCUGCCUCAGGGAAGCAUAAGUCUGUGCCUGAUGAGAGUGCUCAGAAGCAGGCAGAAGACAUGGGGGUUCUGUUUACAGACAAGUUCAUCCAGGACCCUGAGAACGUCACCCUGCUACUGGCUCUGCUGGAGGAGUUUGACUUCCACGUCCGCUGGCCUGGUGUGAAGUUGCUGACGGCUCUGCUGAAGAACCAGAGAACCCAGACGCAGGGAGUCAUCCUGGUCAGCCCUAUGGGUGUGUCCAGGCUCAUGGAUCUGCUGGCUGACUCCAGAGAGGUCAUCCGCAACGACGGUCUGCUGUUGCUGCAGCAGCUGACUAAGGGAAACGCAGCCAUCCAGAAGAUCGUAGCGUUUGAGAAUGCGUUUGAGAGGCUCCUGGACAUCAUCACAGAGGAGGGCAGCAGCGACGGAGGUAUAGUGGUGGAGGAUUGUCUGCUCUUGCUGGUCAACCUGCUGAAGAACAACAGCUCCAACCAGAACUUCUUCAAGGAGGGCUCGUACAUCCAGAAGAUGAAGCCGUGGUUCGAGGUGGGAGACGACAACUCCGGCUGGUCAGCCCAGAAGGUCACCAACCUGCACCUCAUGCUGCAGCUGGUCAGGGUGAUGGUGUCUCCAGUGAACCCUCCUGGAGCUACGUCCAGCUGUCAGAGGUCUAUGUUCCAGUGUGGUCUCCUGCAGCAGCUCUGCACCAUCCUCAUGGCUACUGGCGUUCCUGCUGACAUCCUCACCGAGACCAUUAACACUGUAUCGGAGGUGAUCCGGGGUUCUCAGACCAACCAGGACUACUUUGCGUCUGUUAACGCCCCCUCCAAUCCUCCCAGACCAGCCAUCGUGGUGCUCCUCAUGUCCAUGGUGAACGAGCGGCAGCCAUUUGUGUUGCGCUGUGCUGUUCUCUACUGCUUCCAGUGUUUCCUGUACAGGAACCAGAAGGGCCAGGGAGAGAUCGUGUCCACCCUGCUACCCUCCACCAUCGACACCAACUCUAUCUCGGCCGGCCAGCUGCUGUGUGGGGGUCUGUUCUCUGCAGACUCCCUGUCUAACUGGUGUGCUGCAGUGGCCCUGGCUCACGCCCUCCAGGACAACCUGCCCCAGAAGGAGCAGCUGCUGCGUGUGCAGCUGGCCACCAGCAUGGGGAAGCCCCCCGUGUCCCUGCUGCAGCAGUGCACCAACAUCCUCUCACAGGGUGAUAAGAUCAACAGGAGGGGCAGCAAGGCCCAGACCAGGGUGGGGCUCCUCAUGCUGUUGUGUACCUGGAUCAGCAGCUGUCCCAUUGCUGUCACACACUUCCUGCACAACCAGGACAACAUCCCCUUCCUGACGGGUCAGAUCUCAGAGAACCUGGGGGAGGAGGAGAGGCUGGUGCAGGGGCUGUGUGCUCUGUUGCUUGGGAUCUGCAUCUACUACAACGACAACUCCCUGGAGAACUACAGCAAGGAGAAGCUGAAACAGCUGAUAGAGAAGCGUAUUGGGAAGGAGAACUUUGUGGAGAAGUUGGGCUUCAUCACCAAACAUGAGCUGUACUCCCGUGCUGCCCAGCGUCCACAGCCUACCUUCCCCUCCCAGGAUCACAUGCUGUUCGACCACGAGUUCACCAAGCUGGUCAAGGAGCUGGAGGGCGUGAUUACUAAAGCGGUGCACAAGUCCAGUGAGGAGGAGAAGAAGGAAGAGGAGGUGAAGAAGACUCUGGAGCAGCAUGACAGCAUCGUUACCCAGUACAAGGAGCUGAUCAGGGAACAGGACGCCCAGAUCCAGGAGCUGAGGGAGCAGGUGGGGACGCUGGCAGCCCGGAGCGACACCCUGGAAACCACCGUAACCCAGCAACAAGCACAGAUCCUGCAGCACAAGGACCAGUACAACAUCCUGAAGCUAAAGCUGGGUAAAGUAGAGUCCCCGGGGGGGGGCCAGGGCGGGGGCCAGGGCGGGGGCCAGGGGGGGGGCCAGGGCGGGGGCGUGCCCCCGAUGAACGGCCUGCAGACAGAGGAGGUGUUGCUUAUCAGGGAGGAGCUGGAGGAGCUGAAGACACGACACACACUGCUGCAGAGCCAGCUGGAAGAGAGGGAUGCACUGGUCAACACACUGAGAUCCGAGGCCCUCAGCCCAGAGACAUCAGCAGGAUCAGAGCACUCAGAGCUCACACAGGCUGUGUUGCAGGAGCUGGAGGUGCUGAGGGGUCAGGUCCAGACCCAGGCUGCAGAGAUCAGCCGGCUGCAGACAGAGAGACAGGAUCUGCUCCAGAGGGCAGAGGCUGCCUCCUCAGCAGGGGUCUCCAGUGACGAGGGCUCAGCAGUAGCAGAGCUGGAAAGCAGGCUGGCAGCCCAGACCACAGAGACAGAGAGACUGCAGGAGGAGGUGCGUGUGCUGGCGGAGGGCCGGGCGGGGCAAGAUCAGCAGCUGGCCUCAUCCAGCAGCACGGCGGCCAUCCUGCAGGCGGAGAAGAGCCGUCUGGAGACUGAGCUUCAGGAGUCCAGGAGGGAGCAGGACGACCUGCUGAUGCUGCUGGCAGACCAGGACCAGAAGAUCACUGGCCUCAGGAGCAGGCUCAGGGACCUGGGGGAGACGAUCGAUGACGAAGAUGACCUGGACCCCCGGGACCCGUCGGAGGAAGAGGAGGAGGAGGACGACUAGAGAACCAGGGUGAAGAGAGAAAGAGAGGUAGAAUGCCUGCCGAUGAUCGGCGAAAAGAGACGCUGUUGGCACCGCCCAUGUUGAUGAGAGUACGCGGAUAGAGAAACUGAAGGAUCUAGCAGCUCCUAGGACUAAUACUGAAGCGCUUUCUCUCCCUCCCUCCCUCCAGCAUCCCUCCCUUCACAUCCCUCGUUAUCAUCCAUUUUAACGCGUGUAGAUUUUAUUCCAAGAUGGAGACGUGGUCGAAUCAGCGAUGUUGUUAUUCUCAACGCGUUCAUCUCAUCCUCUUCGGCUUCCACAAGCUGCAGUCCCCUCAGGAGAGCGUCUGGGUCGGGGGCAUGGGCUGCCAUUCUGUCCACCUCACAGAUGAUGGACAGCCGGUCUGGUGGUCUGGGGUGUUCCACACCACCACUCUGACUAACUCCAUCCUACAACGCAGAACUCAGACGCCCUCUAUCUGCCACCACAGGAACUGCACUGGACACCCCCCCUCCCCUCGCUCUGCCCUCUUUCCCAUGAUGCAGUGUGGAUGUUCAGGUGUGUUGGACUUCUCACCUGUCUCUGUCUCUGUCUCAUCGACACACGGACACUACAAACCAAUCAGAAACAAGAGCAGAGUGGAGUCUCCACUGACAACACAGGGAACAUUUUUAGUCGGCCAGCUUUAUUUUCUCUUAGUGUUUUUUUUUUUUUUUUAAGGUGGCCCCAACCCGAUUCACAUCUCCUGGUCUGUGCUCUGCUUCACUGACACACUCAGUGGGCUUGAACACACCAUGUCUCUUACAUGUUUAGUUAAGUCAAGUCAGAGUUUGAUUUCAGUUGAGAUUCACCUCAGUUACACUUCACUCACUCUACGAUAUGCUGCAAAGCUAGCCGACACACAAGACAUGUAUGAGGUGUUUGGGGGGGAAACAAUAUUUUUUCAACUUUUUGGUCCUGGCGUUCGGCUUCUGUAACUUAUCGAUUUAAUGAGCCACAUUGAAAAUAAAUAAAAUGUAAAUCUAUGAA